Yamadazyma jaroonii is the source of this 1068-nucleotide messenger RNA. The record is from the annotation of a GenBank genome assembly. NCBI's taxonomy places the organism in Eukaryota, Fungi, Ascomycota, Pichiomycetes, Serinales, Debaryomycetaceae.
AUGGAAGAGGAAGUAGCAGAAAGUUACAUUGAAUGUUACGUCAGAUUCAAUGAUGAUUUAGAAAAAGAUUAUUGUUUCCAAUUCAAAUCAUCAACUAAAUUUAAUGAAUUGUUUAAAAUUUUUAACACUUUACCUAUAAGUCUUAGACCUUCAGUUUUCUAUAGUUCUAAACCUAAAGGUUUCAAAAUCAGUACCUCUCCAGGUUAUUUAACUGAAGACGGAGCUUUAUUAUUUGAUUACGAAGCUACUAACGAAAAAUAUUUAAAAAAUGUUGAUUUGAACGAUGAAAUUGGUGAAAAGAUUUGGCCAGGUCAAUUGAUUGUACCAGUUUGGGAUCAUAAUGAUUUUGGAUUCUAUAGUUUUGUUACAUUCUUAGGUUGUUGGUUAUACACUGACUUACCUGAUUUUAUUUCUCCAACUCCAGGAAUUUGUUUAACUAAUCAAAUUAGUAAACUUGCUAGUAUUGUUUUACAUCAUUUUGGUAAACAUUCUUUAGCUGCCUCAUUUGUUGACGAUUUAGAUGCUGAUAUUGGUAUUGUUCCACAAAUUGUUUUCUUUGUUUUCCAUUUAAUUAAGGUUGGUGUUAUUUUCCUUUUCUUAUACUUGGGUUUAUUCAACCCAAUCAAAGUUAUUAAAUUUGUUGGUUCUCCAGCUCCAAAAGAUAUUACUAAAGAACAAUUAUUAGAAUUAGGUUGGACUGGUUCAAAAAGAGCUACUGUUGACGAAUAUAAAGAAUUCUAUAGAGACUAUAAAAUCAAAAGUUAUAAAUCAAUGGUUGAAGCUCAUCAAGAUGGAUUAUUUGAAAGAUUGAAAACUGUUGGUAUUCCAUUGACUGAUGGUGAAGGAUUUAAUACUCCAUUAGAUUCAAAAUAUUCAAUUAAGGAUAUCUUCGAUCAAAAGAAAGUUGUUUUAAGUUUCCAAUAUUUAAGGAAAUUAGAAGAAUUAUUCUUAGAACAAUUAAAAACUGCUGAUGUUAAUGAAGCUGGUAAACAAUUCAGAAAAUUCGGAUUAUUAAAAUCUGAUGAUGAAAUUAAAAAUAUCGUUGCUGUAAGAAAGGAAACUUUAUAA